AUGAGAGAAUUGGAAAACAAAGGAGCAUGGAUCAACUUAGGGUUCAGAGAUCAUCCAGAAAGAGACCUGCAACAAAUCGUUCCCCCAGACGUGAUAAGCAAAACGCAGCGUCUUGAAACAGUUCGCCUGCAUGACAGCAUCCAAGAGGAAUCUUUUCACUACUUAAUAUUUGACCUUGUAACAGGGGGAGAGCUGUUUGAGGACAUUGUGGCAAGAGAAUAUUACAGUGAAGCCGAUGCCAGCCAUUGUAUUCAACAAAUUUUGGAAAGUGUCCAUCACUGUCAUCAAAAUAAUGUGGUUCACAGAGACCUCAAGCCAGAGAACCUCCUCCUAGCAAGCAAAACUAAAGGAGCAGCUGUGAAAUUAGCAGAUUUUGGUCUUGCAAUAGAAGUGCAGGGUGAUCAACAGGCUUGGUAUGGCUUUGCAGGUACACCCGGAUAUCUAUCUCCAGAAGUACUUAAGAAGGAUCCAUAUGGUAAACCAGUUGAUGUAUGGGCAUGUGGAGUAAUACUCUAUAUAUUAUUAGUGGGUUACCCUCCUUUCUGGGAUGAAGACCAACAUAGGUUAUAUGCACAGAUUAAAGCUGGCGCUUAUGAUUAUCCAUCCCCUGAGUGGGACACAGUUACACCAGAAGCCAAGAAUCUCAUCAACUGUAUGUUAACUGUGAAUCCUGCCAAACGGAUCACAGCUUCUGAAGCUCUCAAACAUCCUUGGAUUUGUCAGAGAGAGAGGGUAGCUUCAACACUUCAUCGACAAGAGACUGUGGACUGUUUGAAGAAGUUCAAUGCUCGGCGUAAACUCAAGGGAGCCAUUUUAACAACGAUGCUGGUAACUCGUAACUUUUCUUGUCGCAGCAUUAUAAAUAAAAAAGGUGAAGGAUCUCAAGUUAAAGAAUCAACUGACAGCAGCACAACCUUGGAAGAAGAAGAUGUUAAAGACGUUAACUCUUCUGGUCCAGAUCGAAGCAAAACUGUUAUCCAUGUUGAUUCAGUCAAAGCUCCAAUUCCUGACAGUAAACCCAUAGCCAAGCCUGAAUCUGAGCCUGGCCAACUCUCCUCCUUUAUUCGAGCCAUAAGGAUUAAUAAGGUUGGUUCGAUUGAUCCACACAAGUCAGAAAUCAUCAAAAUUACAGAGCUUCUUAUAGAGGCCAUCAACAAUGGGGAUUUUGAAAGUUACACGAAAUACUGUGAUCCCCAAAUAACAGCCUUUGAACCUGAAGCCUUGGGAAAUUUGGUUGAAGGAGUGGAUUUUCAUAAAUUUUACUUCAAUAGUGUUUCAGGAAAAAAUAACAAGCAUAUAAAUACAACAGUUCUCAAUCCUACAGUCCAUCUACUUGGUGAAGACAGUGCUUGUAUUGCCUAUGUACUCCUUACACAGUGUGUGAAUAAGUCAGGGAUUGUUUAUACUGAGCAAACCAAAGAAACCAGGGUUUGGCGUAAGAUGGAUGGAAAAUGGCAAAAUGUUCACUUUCACCGCUCAGGGGUAGGUUUUUCUUCCGUUACAACUUCCCAUAAAUAAAGCUGAGCCAAGGUAGUUCUGCCAAUUUGUCAUUUGUCAGCUUUGUGGACAAGCUAAUGGCCAGUUUACAGUGGCCCCAAUAUGGUCACCCAUUGGUUCAUCCUAUGUGUUUUGAAGAUAUGUGUGAUCCAAGAACUAAUUCCCACCUGCUCCUACUCAAGAGUUCUCCGAAGCACCGAGUCCUAUGUAUGACUUCUUAAGGGGUUGAGGUUAUAAGUCAAGAAAGCAAAGUCAGUGUAGAAGCCCCUACUUUGCAGUUGAUGGAAAAAUUACUAGAAUGAAACUUGCUUUUCAUAUUGCAUAUAUUUUCUUCUCUCUAUAAUCCCAAGUUCCCAGUAAUGUGCAAAAUCAAGAAUUUAUUGAUUGUAUGUACCUUUAAUGUUCUUGGCUGUUUUCAUUAAAUCUUCUUGUGAAUAAAACUGAAUAUCUGGUUGAAAUUAUUUAAAGUUAAAUAUCCAAGGUUUCUAUCAACCUUCAUAUAUAAUAUUUCUGUUACAGCUACAGUAUUGUAUAUCUGUGUAAUAUUCAUGUCUUAGCAUAGAUUUAAAAUCAAACAAAUGUAUUUCUCAUAACUAGAUUUGAUUAAAUGAAGUGGUGAAACAUAAAGGUUGAAUAAAGACAUAUUGGAAGAUUAUGGAAAUAUUGUGUUAAAGGAAUAAUGAAUGUGUAUAUUAAACAGCCAAGGUAUUUUAAGUAUUAAUUCUCUUCUUUGUGAUCAAGAUCUUUGAAUAUGUGUAUUAAGAAACAUAAUAAAAAGAUUAAUAAACCUUUACUAAGUAUGAGAGAUGUUCAAAUACAGUUAAAUACAUGUGUUAUAGCCCACUGAUUGGUAUAUUUAACUACAAAUUAUAAUUUAUGUAUUAAAUCAAAAUCACAGUGAAAAAUUUACACUUUUUUAAGUAACAAGGAUAGUUUAAGUGUAUUUGAACAAGUAGUAAAAAAUAACAAAACAAAUACUGUUUUUUAAGUAUCAUAGCUGUGAUGUUACAUUUGAAUGUCUGUAUAAAUGAGAGAGUAAAAAUGUACAUUCAGUGCUAUUAAGUAUUGUAGGUGAUUAAAAAUGAUCAAAAACGUGUAUUAAGCAAUGUGAUAACCACUGUACCAGUUAGCCAUAUUCAAGGUGUUUGAGGAUAAAAAUCCCUUGUAAAACAAAAUACUAAAUAUAGUCAAUUUUAAUUGCAUAAAAUAUUGUAGGUGAUGAAGGGUUUUGAACUUUUGUAACACAUAUUGUAGUCUGUUGGUGUUUGUGUAACCAUAUCGAAUAUGUUAAAGAAUGUUUUGAACCUAGUAUCAAACAACAUAAUUAAUUGGUAGUUUUAAUCAUGUCAACUCAAUCUAACUUUUUCAGUCAUUGGUACUGAAAUAAUGGGCAGAAGUGUUUUAACUUGGUUAACGAAUAGAUCGGUAUCAUAUAAGAUUUCCCAGUAUUCAGUAAUACCUUUGGCCAUUAACUAAAUUUGGUGAUAAUAAAUACUGACAUAAUUUUUUAUUAUAGAACUAUAUGUAGGUAAAAUAGUUUCAUGACUUAAGUUAAGAAAUGAGAAGGUUUAUAAAUUUACAGAUAACUGCAAACGUUUUGUCAGUCUGUUUAUAAGAUGUGAAAACUAUAGGUAUAUGUUUUUUUUUAAGAACUGUUUAAAUCAAUUUUUUGUAUUUGUUUCAUUUCUAAUAUAUAAUAGUUGCUAGUGGCAUUAUGAAUUGGAUAUGUUUUUUUUUCAUAUUUAAUUUUCCAGUUGAUAAAAAUAAUCCAUAAAAGACUAAAGCAAAUACAUUUUUCAUUGUUCUUUGUUUUCUUUUAAAAUGUAACAACUGUUUUAUCAGAUGAUUGUUUAAAUGAUAAACAACAUAAAAUUAAGCAAAGACUUGAAUAUCCAUGGUCUGUAAUUAUUUUUAUUAAAUAUUUUGAUUUUAAAAACUUUAAAAGCUUAGCUCUCCAUGUAAGCCAGCAAUGUCACUAAUUAUAAUAAAAAAAAAUCAAUGUUGAUAUUCAAGUGUUUAUUUGAUGUAUUGAGAUUUGUUUUGUAAAAAUUAACAAUUCCCUUUGAACAUUCAUGAAAAUAUUUCGUAUCAAUAGAGAUUUUCUAGGUUUUAAUCAAUAGCUAAAUUAUUGUUGUUCUUCUCUUUUGUACUUUUUGCUAUUUUACAUUUUUAAUAUAUGGGUUGCAGUGAUAUAUAUAUAUAUAUAUAUAUUCUACAAUCUAAUUGUGCUAGUUUAAUAACUCUCUUUAGUUUCCUAAAUUACUUUAGAUACUCUUUGUGUAUUUAUUUUAUAUUGAUUAAAUUCCACAUUCAUUUUUUUCUUUUGUUUUAUAAAUGAGACCAUUUUAGAAGGCUACCCACAAUACCAACACAAUACUGGAUAAUAGUAGCUUUUAUUAUUUCUAUAAGUAUUUCAUCAAAUUUCAUAAUUGUUUUUAUAGUAUGCUGGUGGAUAAUAGUGAUUUAAUUGAACAAUUCUAUACUAUUAAGAUACAAGACAAAGGUGUGGGGGUAUGAGUGUGGAUUACCUAAUAUUUUGUUUUAAGUAAAAAAUGCAUAAAAAUAUUUUAAAAUAUUGGCUGCAUUAGACAAAAACCACUCAAUAAAAACAAAUUAAUGUGAUUGAAGUGGGUUGUUAUUGAAAAUGUGCAAACUUUUGAAAAACAAUAUUUUAUGACCAUGUUCCUUAAAAUUGUUAUUAAAAUCUUUUUCUCCUUCUUUAUCCGUGUUAUGAAAUCUUAAACCAAAGAAUCUUGGCUACUGACACUUAACUGCUCUUGGAGAUAUAUAUAUAUAUAUAUAUAUUUAAAACAGUUGUUACCCCAAAUAAUGUGUUUUUCGUUCACUUACAGUAAGUAAAAGGAUGCUAAGAGAAUUAACUUAUUAUCCUUUUUUUUUUUCCUUGCAACUUUAUAAUUUCCCCUUUUACAAAGAUUUUGGAGUUUGUCAUAGUGAAUCCGGUUAUGGGUAUGACCAUUCCAUGAUGCAACUAAUCUGUUUCUAUUCAUUUAUUAUACCUAAAUAUCGAUGAGAUAAAUCUGCACCAGUAGAGCAAUUAUUACUUGUAUUACUCUUACAUUAUAUUGCCAUAUUCUUUACACCAAAAACAUAAGCUUCGUACAGAUACUGAUUGAUACACAGAAAAAAAAUAGAUGUGCACAUAAAAGUAUUUCUUUGUGUUUUAUCUUAUUAAAAAUAAUUAAUGAAUGUGUAUUAGUUUUUGUUGUUGUUAUUAUUUUUUGUAUUAAUUUGUGUGAGGUGUUAAACGUUCAUGGUCAUUUAUUACAGUUCUUUGUUUAUAUUAGAUACAUAAAUUGUAUAGGAUAAGGUCUUUAUAUCUUCUUAUUGCAACCUGUUUGGUUUCUAUUAUAAUUGAUGUUAAAGAACUAAUUAAGAUCACAAUGAAGUUAUAAGUCAUGAUUUACCAAAAAAAAAGGAAAUAGCUUGCACUAAUUCUCCUCUUUCCAUGCAAACUAUCAUAAACGAUUUGUAAUUUUAAGAAACAGCCACACACACACACAAAAAAAAAAGCUUAUUAGUUAUGUUUCCAUACUUUUUAUUUGUUGUUGUUUCUUGUAUUCAAUAUACCAGUGAUAAAUUAUCAAAAGAUUUAGGAAAUGGGUAUGUGUGAAACAAAAGAAAAAAAAAAAAGAUAAAACCAUGUUGGUCUCUUCUAAACUUUACUGGAAUCACUGCAAAUCAUCUGUUUGUUAUAAAACCAUAAUCCUUCUAGAAAUUAUAUACCAAAAUCCUUAUCAUAAUUAUACUUUUCUGUUGUAUAGCUGAAGCAGCAAAACCUUUAAAAAUACAUUUGUAUUUGUAAUAAAGGGCAGUGAAAAUUA
Limulus polyphemus (Atlantic horseshoe crab) is the source of this 5339-nucleotide messenger RNA. RefSeq names its product calcium/calmodulin-dependent protein kinase type II alpha chain-like. The transcript has 18 exons. Gene Ontology annotation, molecular function: calcium/calmodulin-dependent protein kinase activity; ATP binding; calmodulin binding. Bases 1 to 1518 code for a protein of 505 amino acids. Gene Ontology annotation, cellular component: neuron projection; cytoplasm. Lineage: Eukaryota; Metazoa; Arthropoda; Merostomata; Xiphosura; Limulidae. Gene Ontology annotation, biological process: protein phosphorylation. The record is from RefSeq and is a predicted model, not a curated record.